UUUUUUUUUCCUCCCUCCUCGCGACAACACACACAGGAGCAGCUGCUACCGGAGCGGAGCCGGGAGGAGAACCGAGCGGUCCGCCAAACCCACAAAAACUUCACCGCCGAUCAGCUGGAGGAUUUUAGGGUUUUGUCAGCGUGCGGCGUCAACUUUCUAUAGCUUAUAUUUUUGCUGCAACGACACCGACGGAAAUCAGAAUAUAAUUUAAAAAAAUUGAGUUGUGUGCGCGGUAAAUUGUAAACUAGCUGUUAGCAUUAGCAUUUAGCGUUAUCAUUAGCUUAGCCGAACAGCACCGCAUCACAUCACACCGCGCCGCGCCGGGGGACGGAAUGGAGCUGAUAACAAUCCUCGAGAAAACCGUGUCUCCAGAUCGGAAUGAGCUGGAGGCAGCGCAGAAGUUUCUGGAGCAAGCUGCCAUUGAGAAUUUGCCUACAUUCCUGGUGGAGCUGUCAAAGGUGUUGGCAAACCCAGGGAACACGCAAGUGGCCCGAGUUGCCGCUGGCCUGCAGGUAAAGAACUCUCUCACAUCUAAGGACCCUGACGUGAAAGCGCAGUAUCAGCAGAGAUGGCUGGCCAUCGACGCCAACGCUCGCCGCGAGAUCAAGAACUACGUGCUGCAGACUCUGGGUACGGAGACGUACAGGCCGAGCUCCGCCUCUCAGUGCGUGGCCGGUAUUGCGUGUGCUGAGAUCCCGGUCAGUCAGUGGCCGGAGCUCAUUCCUCAGCUGGUGGCCAAUGUCACGGACCCCAGCAGCACCGAACACAUGAAGGAGUCCACGCUGGAAGCCAUCGGGUACAUCUGUCAGGACAUCGAACCAGAGCAGCUCCAGGAAAGCGCUAAUCAGAUUCUAACGGCCAUCAUCCAGGGCAUGAGGAAAGAGGAGCCGAGCAAUAACGUCAAAUUAGCAGCCACCAAUGCUCUGCUCAACUCUCUGGAGUUUACUAAAGCCAACUUCGACAAGGAGACGGAAAGACACUUCAUCAUGCAGGUCGUCUGUGAAGCCACGCAGUGUCCGGACACCAGGGUGAGAGUGGCUGCGUUACAGAACCUGGUGAAGAUCAUGUCCUUGUAUUAUCAGUACAUGGAGACGUACAUGGGGCCCGCUCUGUUCGCAAUCACAAUUGAAGCCAUGAAGAGUGACAUUGAUGAAGUUGCUCUGCAAGGAAUUGAGUUCUGGUCCAACGUGUGUGACGAGGAGAUGGACCUGGCCAUUGAAGCCACGGAGGCAUCGGAGCAGGGCCGGCCGCCAGAGCACACCAGCAAGUUCUAUGCUAAAGGAGCUCUGCAGUACCUGGUGCCCAUUCUCACGCAGACCCUCACGAAGCAGGAUGAGAAUGAUGACGACGACGACUGGAACCCGUGUAAAGCAGCCGGCGUGUGUCUGAUGCUGCUGGCCACGUGCUGCGAGGACGAUGUCGUACCUCACGUCCUCCCCUUCAUCAAAGAGCACAUUAAACACCUGGACUGGCGCUACAGGGAUGCUUCUGUCAUGGCGUUCGGUUCCAUCCUGGAAGGACCCGAACUUAACCAGCUCAAACCGCUAGUCAUCCAGGCCAUGCCCACCCUGAUAGAGCUGAUGAAGGACCCCAGCGUGGUGGUGAGGGACACCACGGCGUGGACGGUGGGACGAAUCUGCGAUCUGCUUCCUGAAGCUGCCAUUAACGAGCUGUACCUGAAUCCUCUGCUGCAGUGCCUCAUCGAGGGGUUGGGGGCCGAGCCACGCGUCGCCUCCAACGUCUGCUGGGCGUUCUCCAGUUUGGCUGAAGCUGCGUAUGAAGCCACUGAUGCUGCUGAAGAUCAGGAGGAACCCAGCACCUACUGCCUGUCCUCUUCAUUCGAACUCAUCGUACAGAAACUUCUGGAAACCACAGACAGGCCAGAUGGACACCAGAACAACCUGCGCAGCGCUGCAUAUGAGGCUCUGAUGGAGAUAGUGAAGAACAGUGCUAAGGACUGUUACCCUGCAGUGCAGAAAACCACACUAGUCAUCAUGGAGCGCCUGCAGCAGGUUCUGCAGAUGGAGUCUCACAUCCAGAGCACAUCAGACCGAAUCCAGUUUAAUGAUCUCCAGUCUCUGCUCUGUGCCACACUGCAGAACGUUCUGCGGAAGGUUCAGCACCAGGACGCUCUGCAGAUCUCUGACGUAGUCAUGGCAUCCCUCUUGCGCAUGUUUCAGAGCACAGCUGGCUCGGGAGGGGUGCAGGAGGAUGCCCUCAUGGCUGUUAGCACUCUGGUAGAAGUUUUAGGCAGUGACUUUCUGAAAUACAUGGAUGCCUUCAAACCAUUCCUGGUUAUUGGACUGAAGAACUAUCAGGAAUAUCAGGUGUGUCUGGCCGCUGUGGGUCUGGUGUGCGACCUGUGUCGAGCCCUGAUGGCCAACAUUCUGCCUUACUGUGACGAAAUCAUGCAGCUGCUGCUGGAGAACCUGGGUAACGAGAACGUGCACCGGUCCGUAAAGCCACAGAUCCUGUCCGUGUUCGGUGACAUCGCUCUGGCCAUCGGAGGGGAGUUUAAGAAAUAUCUGGAGGUGGUUUUGGAUACGCUGCAGCAAGCGUCUCAAGCGCAAGUGGAUAAGACGGACUACGACAUGGUGGAUUACUUGAACGAGCUGCGUGAGGGCUGUCUGGAGGCGUACACAGGAAUCAUUCAGGGCCUCAAAGGAGACCAGGAGAAUGUUCACCCGGACGUGAUGCUGGUGCAGCCGCGUGUGGAGUUCAUCCUGUCCUUCAUCCACCACAUCGCUGAGGAUGAGGAUCACUCUGACGGAGUGGUGGCCAACGCCGUCGGACUCAUCGGUGACCUGUGCACAACAUUCGGUAAGGAUGUGAUGAAGCUGGUGGAGGUUCGUCCUCAGAUUAACGACCUGCUCACCGAGGGACGGCGAUCCAAAACCACCAAAACUAAAACUCUUGCCACGUGGGCCACCAAGGAGCUCCGCAAGCUCAAGAGUCAGGCCUGAUCCAUCAUUGCUGAGGGGAACGUUGACACACCGUGAGAGAAGCGGCCGAGUGGAGUUGUGUGUUUUUUGGCACGCGCGAGUGGGAGCAGAAGUGUGUGUGUGUGCGCUGAGCUGAGUGAGAGUGAGUGAGUGAGCGAGAGAGAGCGCGAGUGAGCGAGCGAGUGAACGAGUGAGCGUGACGAAUGAGAUCGCACCACCUUCUGAGUGAAGAUUCCAGCAGUCGAAAACGGAAGAAGGCUGAUCAAUAAAUCAACAGCAGCCCCUCCCCUCCCUCCCUUCCCCUGUGUAUCCCUCCAUCCUGAACCCUGACACUCGUCCCUCUCUCCAAACUCCCCGAGCUUCUUUUCCUCUUUCACCUGUGGACUCGAUAUGGACAACAUGAACUGGAUUAGCUUCCUAUCUCCUCUGUAGGCUCUUACUAUAAACGUGAAUAAUCAACCGAGGGGCGUGGGAGGGGGUGGAGCAAAACCCCCCCCCAAAAACGGACUACUUCAUUCAACGGAUCUGUGAAGCCCCUCCCACUUUCCACCCCUUUUAUUUUAGUUUCUCUUUCGUCUAUAAGCACCAUGAGUUUCUGACUUGAGAAGGACAAGGGGAGGGGAUCGAACAUCACAAAACAAACAAGGCUGCUGGAGUCCAAGAUGGCCAACUAAGACUGUGUGUGAGUGAGGGAGGGGGUUUCACUGUCUCUACUCCGCCCCCUCUCACCCCUGACCCCUCCUCUUUCUGUUCUUUCAGCUUAAGAAAUAAAUCUAGCUCUUAAUGCUGUAUUUCUGCGUAUAAUUACAAGAGGGAGACAAUUGGCUUUUUACAGCACUUCAAAAAUACUGCUACUCUUCCCUUAAAUCACUGAAAUGUUCUUUUUGUUUUUACUUUUAAGUACAUUUUUUUUUUCUUUCUUUCCUCCCCUUAUCAUUGAUGUGGGCUCUGACCUUCCAGACACUUCUCUUCAGUCGGCUCGGCUGAAAGAGACUCCAGGUUUAUCGCUUUUGAGCACUUUUGGGAUGUACACAAAGGGAUCGACGGCUCGAAGGUGAAAGCACUCGAUUCACACUUUUAAAGUCUCCUUAAAUGGGAAGAAAUUACUGCAGGAAAAAGUGCCAAAAAUAAAAAAAAAUAGGGGGAAAAUAUCAAUGAACAAGGCUUAAAAAUUCUUGUGGAUUGACACGUGGUAGAAAAUAAGACGACGACCAAGGAUUCACCUGCGGCGUCGAGUCAAAUUGAGCUCUCUGUGCUCGGUUGUCGAGCCCGGUUUAGCUUUUCUGCCGCAUUUGGUUGGGGAAAAGGGAGACUUCUGAGCUUGUUUAAAAAUAUGAAUGAAUAAAUAAACGAGAGAGAAAUCAGAUGUUUGUAUAAGGUUAUAUUUUUCCAUUGCUCUGAAAGAACCCACAAUAAAAUGAUAUCAAACAUU
Neoarius graeffei (lesser salmon catfish) is the source of this 4374-nucleotide messenger RNA. It is a transcript of the gene kpnb1, whose product is annotated as karyopherin (importin) beta 1. Gene Ontology annotation, biological process: protein import into nucleus. NCBI's taxonomy places the organism in Eukaryota, Metazoa, Chordata, Actinopteri, Siluriformes, Ariidae. The record is from RefSeq and is a predicted model, not a curated record. Gene Ontology annotation, molecular function: nuclear import signal receptor activity; small GTPase binding. Gene Ontology annotation, cellular component: nucleus; cytoplasm. The transcript is spliced from 22 exons. Bases 333 to 2963 code for a protein of 876 amino acids.